AUGGCAUAUCAAACGCUUCUUCAAGAAUAUAUGCUCAUACCUCCUGUGACAAGAGUUUACACUACCGCCUGUGUUGUCACCACAUUAGCUGUCCAACUAGACCUAGUCUCACCUUUUCAAUUAUACUUUAAUCCGAAUCUAAUUCUUAUGAAAUAUCAGCUAUGGAGGUUGAUCACUACAUUCCUGUUCUUUGGAAACUUAGGAUUCAACUUUUUCUUCAAUAUGAUAUUCACAUACAGAUACUGUAGAAUGCUUGAAGAGGGCUCAUUUAGAGGAAGGACUGCAGAUUUUGUUGUUAUGUUCGUCUUUGGAGGUGUUCUGAUGAUUAUAUGUGCAUUCUUUGUUAAUUUAUUAUUUUUAGGUCAGGCAUUUACUAUAAUGAUUGUGUAUGUGUGGUCCCGGCGGAAUGUCUUUGUUAGAAUGAACUUCUUUGGCUUGAUGAAUUUCCAGGCACCUUACCUUCCCUGGGUGCUGCUAGGUUUCUCUGUUUUACUUGGGAAUGCAAUAUCUGUAGAUUUAGUGGGUAUGGCUAUUGGACAUAUUUAUUUCUUCAUGGAAGAUGUACUUCCUAGAGAAAGAGGAGGCCAGAAAAUCUUGAAGACUCCAAGAUUUUUAAGGAAACUAUUAGAUGGUCUGCCAGAUGAGCCGGAGUAUGUUCCAUUGCCAGAAUUAAAUAAUUUACGACCUGGAGGCUUUGAUUGGCAACGUCGCAAUGGUGAUGAUGAUGCUGCUAAUAGAUAA
Messenger RNA from Arctia plantaginis, 741 nucleotides. Lineage: Eukaryota; Metazoa; Arthropoda; Insecta; Lepidoptera; Erebidae. The record is from the annotation of a GenBank genome assembly.